UGUCGUAGCGCAUGACGUCAGACCAUCAGCUGACACAGCUCGUCGAAGUACAAUUACCAGCUGCAUUUUUCUCGUUUAACAAAUUUCUUUGUUUUUUUGUGGCAUAGUCAUUUUUGUACAAUAUAUUUGGCGGAUUUCGUGAGCGGUUGCAUUAGUGGUCAUUUUAUUUAUAUAAGUUUUGAAAUCACGCUUGUAUUCGUGAAAAGGACUUGGUGUAGUUUGGAUUUUAAGGAGCAGAAGUAUUUCUUCUUUGGGACAAUAUCGGAUGCAUUUGAUAUUCCAAUCGCCUUGGCAUUUGGACAACCAUAAAAAAUGGAAGAUUGUUGCAGUAACGAAGUACGCGGUCAAACAUUUCACAAUUUGUUGAGAUCGGUGCUGGAUUCGAAAGUUAUCAACAUCCAAGUCUUCACCGUGGCCGUAGGCAUACUGUUUAUUGUGAUUCUACUUAAGAAUCGUUUUCGCAGUUUCUGUGGCACUUAAAUUUUUAGUUUAAAAGAGGGGAUGAGUUCGUGCUGAUGUUGUGAUGCAGACUAUGUAUUAUUUUAAUAAAUUAAGGUUCAUUAAAUACAUAUA
Messenger RNA from Anastrepha ludens (Mexican fruit fly), 573 nucleotides. RefSeq lists its product as uncharacterized. The record is from RefSeq and is a predicted model, not a curated record. NCBI's taxonomy places the organism in Eukaryota, Metazoa, Arthropoda, Insecta, Diptera, Tephritidae. Bases 313 to 480 code for a protein of 55 amino acids. The transcript has a single exon.